UUACACAAAAAUAUUGUCUAGAGGAUGAAAAUUACAUUACAACUAUGUUCCAAAAAAUGAACAGCUUCCCCUAAAAUGGCAACGAAAUGGCCCCCUUCAGGCUUCGUACCAAAUUUUGGGCACAGUCUGUAUUCGGGGCCCCCUUCAAUAAAAAUAAGAAGAAGAUAAUUUUGACAUUGGGUCUGCAAAUUUGUCAUUGGUCAUACGAAGGGUGAGAGACUGAGAGAAGAGGCAAAUAAAAAAUAAACAAUCGAGAAACAAGUAUACAUUUUGUAUUUUGGUAAUUGGUUAGUUAAACGUUGGAAAGUAUACUAACUUUUUAGGAUAAUAAUAAUAUUCUAUAAUAUUUUAAAACAAAAAUGACAAAUAAUUUUUAUGUCAGGGAAUCAUAAUUUUUUUUGAAAAAUUACACAUGCAUUUUUGGAUUGAUAAAAGGAGUCAAGGAUGUGGAUUUAAUGCUCGUCGGCAGGUACCACCAUCAAUAUCUGGGUACGGGCGAAAUCAACGAAAUUUAUGUGGUAGUUUCUAUCCUAAACCGAUGGUAACUCCGGUACACAGAUUUCAGUCCAUUGAAAGUGUGGCCAACAAUGGAUUACGAAAUAAUAGGUCUCCAGGAUAUCAUGCCAGAUUGCCAGCACAAUCACCGUCUUCAUCUGUACAUUAUAAUGGGUCUAGCGGUAACAUUCGUAUACCUCAUGUUGGCAGAUCCUUGGAAAUGAUUGCACCAGGACACACUGCUACAAUUAGAAACAAUGUUUCACCUACAUCCAGAAUGAAAUGCGGAGUGUGGAUUUUUUUUGCAUUGGUUACUUUCUUUCUAGCUGUAGCUAAAUAUUACUUCCAUGGGAUCAAUAUCGGUGUAGAGGUUUUGGCAUUUUGUUCACUUCUCGUAGUGGUUCUCAUAAUAGGUGGUUUGAUAUCUUUGUGUGAAGCAGUUAUCUCCUACUCACCAACCAAUACAAAUGUUGAGGCUCCUGUAUUGCAGGUAGCUGAACGGCAAACAGAAAGUGAAGAAAAUCGGCAUCGGCAGGUUUCUACUUCCUUGUCCCAAAAUUCUGCAGAAUUGCCACCACCUCCAUAUCACAUAGCAGUGAUGUUAAGUCCCCAGAAUGAUCUGGAUUCCAUACAGGUCAUAAGAGAUUCCCCCCCGCCUUCAUAUGACAAAGCUGUUACUUGAUUGUUUUGAUAAAAAAAUAACUAAGAUUGCCAAAAAUAUGAUGCUUUAUUCAUUUUUGUAAGGAGGAUCUUGCAUGAGAAGUUGUAUAAAAAGGAUGUUGGAAUCCAGCAUUGCGUCUUCUGAUGUAAAUGUUGUGGGGAUAUCAAUUUCUACUUUCAGUAACAAGACAAGAACUAAUAAGUCUAUUGAAAUGAAUAGAAGUGGGUUAACUAUGUUUAUUAAGGAAUAUUUUUCUCAAGCAUGUUCAGUAAUUCUUGUUUUGUUUGUGAGUAUCGUUUAUGAAAAAAUAUAACUACUUCAUAUUAACUUUUAAUCACAGUCAGCUAAAAAGUUUACAUUCUAAAGGUAAUGAAGAAAUAUCUAUAUUGAAGUGGGUUUCGAAAUAUCAGAAAUGACAGCUACUCGUUAAAAUCCCCUGAUAAAUUAUUCAACAAAACUUUUUAACAUUUUCACAUGUCAUAUUACAAAACCACGACAAGAUGGCAUACAUCAAACUUUGUAUAGGUGCCAAAACUUUUUUGUGUGGGCAUAUAAUACUAACUGCAUUAUUAUAUUAUCUUAACCCAGCAAAAAGAUUUUCAAAUUUUCUAUCAAUUUCUUCUGUAAUGCAGCUUGAAUAUAUUAUCAAUAUAUACUCUAAUAUAAUCUUUAUCCCAUAUAUACUCUUAUAUAAUCUUUAUUCCAUAUCCUACAUUAUCAUCUUUGUUACCUCUCUGGUUACAAUUUAACAUUUCAUACUUCAUUAUAUUCAGUAUAACAAAGACGUGGUAAAAAAAAUCUAGUGAAUAAUUUUUGUAUGAAUUAAGUCAUAUUUUUUCAAGUAACUGUAUUCUAAAUUUUAUAUAAGAACUUGUCGUGUUACUUUAAAGUGUGAUAUAAUAUGCAGGGUAUUUCAUGUACACGAAUGUCAGUUUGAAUUUUUUCAAUAACAUACUUGUGAAUUACUCCUUAUCACGUGUAAAAAAAUUUUUUCAAAAUUUAUACGCCAGCUCUUAUGCAACUAUUUUUUACCCAUUUCCAAAGCCCAAGUUCCCCUGAAAUAAUCCAAAGAAAGUAUCUAAUGUUGGUCAUUCACACAUUCAUAAACCUACUCUUACCAGAUUCUAGUCACAACUUCGUUUUCAAGAUCUUCAGUUAAUUUAUGACAUAGAGUACUUGAGUAAGUUAAUGGUGACCCAGAUUUGGGUUUUUAAAUAAUGCAGUUGGCUUCUUAUACUACGAGUACAGUAAUUGUGCAUUUUGAAUCUCAAAUUCAAAUUUACUUUUAUAAUAGUGACAUGAUCUGAAUUAGUCAGUUUCCUUUAUUUACAGUAUAAAUAAGUGGAGCUGUUGCCAAACUUUACAAUUUCCUUAUUCCAUUUAUCAUAUUUAAAUGUAUUUUUAAUAUGAUGUAAGAAAUAACACCUAGUGGUUCCAAAUUUAUAAUGAUAAUACUGAUUUUAUAUUAAAAUCAUAUACAUACAUGAUAUAUACUUUUUCUAUAUCUCUUACUGUAAGUUUACAUUAUACAAUUCAUAAGACAAGUUGAUACAGCAUGAUUCAGUGUUAAUUUAUCAAAUUCAAACUUCAUAAAAUGAAUACCUUAAUGAGUUUUAUAUAUCGAAGCAAGGGCUUUGGUUUUUCUUCUACUCUAAUUAUUCUAAUAAAAUGUAUUGAAAUUAUCCAACUGAAUCAGGCUGUAAUUCAGUUCAUUAAAAGACCAGUCACAUUUUUUAUCAAUAAUUUCAAUAAACUUUUGGAAUAUAUUACAUGAAUUGUCUUUAUGAAAAAAAAAUUUAUAAUGAACUGUACUUGUUAUUUUAAUUCAUUUUGUAAGUAACUUUAUUGUAUAAAAGACUGUGUGCCACAAAAUAUGUUUGCACUUAUUUUUGUAAUUUUUGUUGGGUUUUACGGAAGAUAAAUACACAUAACUUUUUAUCGUUCUGUUUAUUAUGACAUAUCUAUAGGUUUUUCUAUGUGAUUUUUUUCUAGUUAUUUUUUUAUUUGAAAACCAGACUUUUACAUAUAUAUAUAUAUUUUUUAUAAUUUUGAGACAAUCAAUAUACUUAGUUUUGUACAAUUCUUAUGUAAAUCUAUUCUUGAUUUUUCUAAUUGAAGUGUGUAUUCUGUAUGGGGAUAUUAAAAACAGUUGAAAGAUACAAACUAACCUACUUUUUUGUGAUCAGUUUCAUAUGUCUAAACUUUCUUGGUUUGUAAUAAAAAUUAGGGCUAUCAUCCCAUCUCCAGUUGCAAAAAAUGAUAAAGUGUCACAUAAUAUUGACGAUAUAUUUAGAAUAUUCAGAAGUAAACAGUAAUUAAUUUUGAUUGGCUAAUGUUUUGCCAUGUAACAUUUUUAUAAAAAUAAUAUUGAGGGACUUUUUGUGCUUUUAAAAACAAUGAAGAAAAAUAUUUUAAUUGGAUAUACUUUAACUAGCUUCUAUCUCUCGUUUUUGAGAACUCCAACAUUAUACACACUAAUUAGAAUUAUCAGGUAUUUUGAACUAUUUACUCACAACUAUUGAAAGUAUAUGUAGGUGCGUAUAUUUUUAUAUUUGAUGUUUGAAGUCGAUACAUAUUUUCAAUCAAAAACAAUAAAAAUUUUUGUUUGGCAUCAAAUAUAUCAAUAAAAAUAUUUCCAUAUUUAUAUGUUACAUAUACAUGUUGAAUAAAGAUAUACCUAAAUA
This is a messenger RNA of Leptinotarsa decemlineata (Colorado potato beetle), 3840 nucleotides long. RefSeq lists its product as uncharacterized. The record is from RefSeq and is a predicted model, not a curated record. Lineage: Eukaryota; Metazoa; Arthropoda; Insecta; Coleoptera; Chrysomelidae.